AUGGAAUCCCGCACGAUCAAAGCCAAGUACAAAGCAGCCAUCGACCAACUCGUGUUGGAACGCACGUUUGUGUCGACGUACACACAGAGCUACAUCACCGACCCGUUCCUGCGCAUCAACGGGCUCUCCGAGUACAUUACCUGGCCGCUGCCCACACGCCAGGAAACGCAAAUCGCGUCGCUUUACACGAGCGACGUCAUUCCCGCAUCGGCUUUUCGCAUCAACAACCACGUGGGCUGGAACGCAUUUCUCGAUGACGUGCUCGUCAGCGUCCGCAAGGACUUUGGCCAAGAGCACGCGACUGCAACACUCUCCCACCUCUGCUUUGACGCCAAUGGCAAUUCGACGGCCCUCGCUCCGAGCGCAGAGGUGCCAAACACGCUCGGCGUGCUCAUCAUUUGGCUGCCGUCGACGUACGUGGGCGGUGGCCUAUUCUUUCAGAGCGAUCAUCGCAGUGAGACGGUGGACGAAAUGCCGGUGGCCAAGGCGACGCUGCAGUGCUUGGCCACUUACUCGAGCACACAACUGGUCUCGACACGGAUCAUGAUCGGUCGACGCGUCGCGCUCGUCUACAACUUGGUCUGCACAAAGCCCGAGUCUGGGUUUCGGACCGCGCCACAAGCCCAAGAGGUGGCGGUCGCCGCGCUGCUGGACAUUGCAAAUGAGCCAUUGCACCGACAACCCCUCGUGUUUCGGUACAUUACCAAGCCAUCGGGACGCUCGUUCGGGGAGCUUCCCCUCGCGGGGGCGGAACGCGUGCUGCCGUUGUCGCGCAGCGUCGUCCUCGCAGAGUUCACGGCAAGAGCGCAACGACCACUCGAGAUCGACUCGACGCGGGAGUUUCUACUCGGCGCCAUGUCAAUGUUUACGACCCUGGGGGCGAGUCGACUCCCGUUCGAGAUGGACGCCGUGGCGUCGAUGGGGUCGCUGCUUCUCGCGUACAACGAAUGCGACCUCGUGCGACUCUUUGUGGGCCACGUCGUCAGCGUCACGCCAACGACCCCCAUCGAUAGCAUUGCACCGCUUUUGCGCGCGUGCGUGGUGCAGUACGGCUGGGUGCGCCUGCGGCCAGCGAUCUUGAGUCUCAUUGAUCGCUGGGUGCCAAGCCACACGGGCGAGGUGCUCCAGCUACUAGCAAGUCUUGUGGGGAUCACUCACGACGCCGUGUGUCCCCCGCUGCGUCACGAAGACGUCGCGGCGCUCGUCGCGACGAGCUGGCGUCAGGUACUCGCGCACGAGCGUCUUUUCGCCAACGAUCGCGAUCCAGUACCGACGUUCGUCGCGCACUACUUGCUGCUGCAGUGGCAUAUGACCCUGCCGGGUGCCUCCGAAGGUAGCUGCCUCGCCCACAAACUACCGACGGUGCUCGUGCAACUCGUCGAGAGCUUUGUGUCCCCGAAAAGCACGGAUGUUUUGGUGCAGCUCCAGGCGCCAUUUUUCGGGAUCUACAGCAUCGACGACGGACGCAGUGACGACGAGGAAGGGGACGCGACAAGCUAUAUCGCUGUCGAUACCAUCCGCUUCUCGAUAGCCCUUGUGAUGACGCUGCCUCAGGCGCUUGCCGCUGUCUUGCGCAGCCAGCCCAACAUGCCACUGGACGCGUACGCAGAAGCUCUUGUAGCGGCCGUCGACACUGUCAGCACUCACGAAAUUUCGCGACGGAUCAAAACCAUGUCCCUGCCCAGCAUUGGCUGCAUCGUGACAUCGCUGGAUGCGACCGGGCGCUGUAGUGCAGCUGUCUUGGCGCACAUGUGGGAAAUCUGGCGCUUCUCGGUCGUGGCGGCCCUCGAUGCGCUUUUGAAGCGGCGACCCAUGCCGCUAUCGCCAGCUACGACAUUUCUCUUUGGCGACUUCCUCGUGGCGCUGGCGCCGCAGCUACCGCUAGUCGAGGGUUGGGCGUUGCGGCACCUCGAGCACAAGCGUGACUUUCCAUCGAUCACCGUCAACCAGCACCGCGCGGGGAUAUUCCCAGCCGCCCUUCGCAUUCUACUCGCUGUCGCACCAGACCACAUUGAAGCGUUUGCAGCGUCAUGGCUGCGCGCCGUGCCCUCAACGAUCGAGGCCAACCGAUUGCUGCUGCUGCCCGCCAUUUCUGCGCUUGCCGAGAAGAAGCUCGUGCGCGUGACGGCGCUCGUGGCAGCGAAAUGUUUGGCAACGUUCGACGCUGUUGGGGUCCGAGAGCCUCUUCCCGACGUUGCUGAUUUUAGCCUGCCCGACAUUUUCGUCAAUGACGCGCACUGCUCGGUGUGCGCUCACUUUCGCGACUUCCUCUGGGACAGAUGCCAAGACAACUUGUACUUGAGCAAGGAAACCGGCCAGUGCCAUAACGUCGCACGCAUUGCUGCAACGUAUCCGAGCUGCCUCGAGCUGACCCAAACCGAAUGGGCGUGGAAUAUUAACAAGCGGAAGGGCAACGUUACAAGCCGCGACGAGCUCGUGGAGGCCCUUCGCGUCAAACACAAACGCGAGAAGGACCGAGAAAUUGUCCUGUGGUUGGACAUCCUCGUCGCACAAGCUCCUGUGCAUCCGUACGACCCGGCGCAUCUGCCAAGGAAGCGGCAGCGUACUCUGGAAGGGACCGUCCACGGCUAGCAAGUGCUAUAGUCGAUGACAUAACACUGAACUUCAUGAAA
Molecule: messenger RNA, 2633 nt
Organism: Saprolegnia diclina VS20
Lineage: Eukaryota; Oomycota; Saprolegniomycetes; Saprolegniales; Saprolegniaceae
Exons: 2
Coding region: 1-2592 (863 amino acids)
Source: RefSeq, a predicted model, not a curated record